AAUCAGCAACUUCAACUUCAACUAACUCUAAGAGCUCACCUCAUACUAUAUUACUUACAAGUAACUCUUUUCCAUUGUAUUCUCUACUUUCUUCUCAUCUUCAAUUCCUUCUAUCUCUCAUCUGUAUAUAUAUAUAUAUAUAUAUACUCCAUAUGCAAUUAUGCAUGAACUUGUGAGAAUACCAAGAAAUUAAACUCAGUAAAAUGGCUAACUCCGGGAAAAGCAUUCAAGAAAAGACGCUAACCGGCGUCGGAAACCUCAUACGCCUGCUCCCCACCGGCACCGUCUUCAUAUUCCAGUUCCUCAACCCCGUCCUGACCAACAACGGCCAAUGCGCCGCCGUGAACAAGUGGCUCUCCGCCGCCCUCAUCGCCAUCUGCGGCUUCUCCUGCGGCUUCUCCAGCUUCACCGACAGCUACACCGACGACCAAGGCCAGACGCACUACGCCGUCGCCACGGCCAAGGGGCUCUGGCCGUCCCCCGGCGACGGCGGCGACUGGUCGGCGUUCAGAAUCCGGCUCGGAGACUUCGUCCACGCCGCGUUUACGAUGCUGGUUUUCGGGGCGCUCGUGCUUUUGGACCGCAACACUGUGGAUUGUUAUUACCCGGCGUUCGAGUCCACCCAGAAGGUUCUGCUCAUGGUGUUGCCGCCGGUAAUCGGCGCCGUUUCCGGCUCCGUAUUUAUGAUUUUCCCGAACAGGCGCCAUGGCAUUGGGUAUCCUCAGGAACAGGUUGACGACAAAACUAAAUAACCUCGGAGUCGUCGAAUUUCCACUACAUAUAGUACAUACCAAGAUUGCAUGAAUAAUUCCAACACUAAAAUUUCCAAAAAAAUAAUAAUAAUAAUUUUUUUGAGUGACAGAAAAACCUGCCGCUACUAUUAAAAGGUGUGCACCAUAGAUGGUUCGUGAAUGAUUUAGUAAUUUAUUUUCUUUGAGUUAGUAUUUGUGAGUGUUUAUUUUUAAAAUAUUAUGUAUUUAAAUGUUGACAUAAUAAUAUACUGUAAAGUUUUGUGUGGAUUAA
This is a messenger RNA of Ipomoea nil (Japanese morning glory), 1023 nucleotides long. RefSeq lists its product as uncharacterized. Lineage: Eukaryota; Viridiplantae; Streptophyta; Magnoliopsida; Solanales; Convolvulaceae. The transcript has a single exon. The record is from RefSeq and is a predicted model, not a curated record. The coding region runs from base 204 to 752 and encodes 182 amino acids. Gene Ontology annotation, biological process: endomembrane system organization.